AUGAGAAACAGCAGCAGUAGCCUGGAUUUCUACUACAUUGAGUUGACAGAAUUUGAAGAUUAUGGACCUCUCAGAUAUGUGUUUUUCACUCUGUGCCUGUUGCUCUUCAUGAUAAUAAUCUCUGCUAAUGUCGUCGUUAUCCUCACAGUCAGCCUGAAGAAGUCUCUGCAUCAGCCCAUGUACAUCUUCAUCUGCUGCCUGUGUGUGAACUCCCUGCUGGGUUCCUCCGGCUUCUUCCCCAGGUUCCUCAUGGACCUGCUGUCUGACACUCACUUCAUCUCACUUCCCUUCUGCUUCAUCCAGAUGUAUGUUGUUGUUUCCUGUGCCUCACACGAGUUGCCUCUUCUGUGCAUCAUGGCCUUUGACAGGCUUAUUGCUAUUUGCCACCCUUUACACUACAACAGUAAAAUGACACUCAAGACAGUCGUGUGUGUUAUAAUCUUUGUUGAGCUCUACCCAGCAUUACUUGUAGGCAUUUUUGUUCUGACGCUUGUUGGUUUGCCACUGUGCAGGAAUAAACUGCACAAUCUUUACUGUGCCAAGCUGAGUGUGCUCACAUGUGUGGACACAACCACAAACCGGAGGGCAGUCCAGGUUGUCUCAGUGACGACAGUCUUCCUCCCCCUGGUCCUCAUCCUGUACACGUACCUGCGCAUACUGACUGUGUGCAGGAGAAGCUCGGCCAAAGUCAAAGGGAAAGCGUUUCAGACCUGUCUGCCUCACAUACUGAUUUUUCUGAAUUUUUCCUUCUCUGUUCUCUGUGACCUGGUGAUGUCCAGCUUGAGGCAGAGCAAGAGCGUUCAUCCUGCUGUCAUAGCUGUUUUGACCUUGGAGAGAUUGGCUGUCCACCCUCUGAGCAACCCUCUAGUUUAUGGGUUCAAUCUCCCCCAGAUCAGAGGAGUGAUUUUUAGAAGAUUAAAGAUCAACAUGAAAUGUUUCUUUCUGCUGCAUGACACAAAAUCCAACAUGUGA
Messenger RNA from Salarias fasciatus (jewelled blenny), 972 nucleotides. RefSeq names its product olfactory receptor 24-like. Gene Ontology annotation, biological process: G protein-coupled receptor signaling pathway; detection of chemical stimulus involved in sensory perception of smell. The transcript has a single exon. Gene Ontology annotation, molecular function: G protein-coupled receptor activity; olfactory receptor activity; odorant binding. The record is from RefSeq and is a predicted model, not a curated record. Bases 1 to 972 code for a protein of 323 amino acids. Lineage: Eukaryota; Metazoa; Chordata; Actinopteri; Blenniiformes; Blenniidae. Gene Ontology annotation, cellular component: membrane.